GAACAAGAAUUAAAAAACUACCUCCGAGAAGAAUUAAGAAAUAAGGAUAAGGAACUCUUUGUGGUUGUAACACAAGAAGUGGAGCAAGCACGGAGCUGGUGCAGUCCAAGCACUAGCGAUUCAAGUACAAAUAAGAUUGGUGCAAUAGAAUCUGGAGCAGUAGGAGAUUCACUUUAUUUAGGCAGCUGUGAAGGUGUGCAAGAUACAAAAGCAUUCAACCCACCUGGUUUUUCUUUUAUUGAUCAAGACCCUCUUGUUGGGGACACUCCUGCAUCAGAAGUUGCCAUUAAGGCAAAUAAUCAUGAAAAGUUUUAAUAUUAAACAUUAUUUAAAGUCUUACCUGUGUUGAUGUUUUCCUUUUGUAAUUAUCCUGAACUUUUUAAGGAAGAUAAACAUUUUUAAAUUGUGGUAUUGGAUAUUCAUAUAAUUUUUAAAUUUUAUUUUUUCUGGUGUAAACUGAAAAUUAGAUAUCCAUAUGUUUAGGAAGUCAAAACAAUUCAAUUAUUAAGUGUCAUAAAAAUAACAACCAUUUUAAUUAUGUCAUUAAUCUUCAUUGUCAAUACUUUUGGGGUUAUGCUGUUGGAUUGCUACCUCACUGCCACAAAUAGGUAAAUAUUAUGUUGUGAAGAAAGAUAUUUGACAUUCCAUUUUUUCAUUGGGGUGUUGGUACAUGAAACUGUAUUAUUUUCACUUAAUGUACUGUAUGUUGAAUACAAUGAAGUGUAAAUAUCAAAGAAAAGAUAUAUCAAGUAGAACUUAGAGAGCCUGCCACAGUACCUUUUAUUGAUAAAACACCUUUUACUGUUGUAUCAACAGAUUGAUAUUGUGAAGUCUGUGAUAAGUUUUACAAGUUUUACAAUAAUAUAUUACCUACACUGAUUAUAUGUUUAGAGCUUCAUAUAAAGAUACAGCAAUAGGGGUUUGAUAAUAAACAGCAACUAUUUUUGCUGCUUUUCUAACAUUUAAUAAUUAAUAUUUACUCCCGUAGUUAGAGGUACUGUAUUAUGCAUAAAUUGAAAUAUAUUUAAUAAGUGCAAAUAAAUUAUAUAGUAUCUAUAAUGAUUUGUGUUGGAAUGUAUAAAGUAUUCUUAGUUUUAAAGAAAAAUGUUAUUUAUUACAUUGUUUAUAUUUUGUGAAAGGUUUACAUCAUUCAGAAAGUAUGGGAAUAAUUUCCAGUACUUAACUUUUUCUUGAAACAUUGUUUUUUAUCAACAUAAGGUACCCACAUGUUGGUGCCUUCCUUAAAUGAAUAUAGAAUUUAAAAUUUUCUAUCAGGUUGGUGCUUUGGUGAAUAUCAGUUUUCAUUUAUACACCAGUGAAAAUAGUGUUUGAGCCUCAGAUGUCUGUAAACUGAGGCUGUCUGUUAUUUAUUGUAAGUGUAAUUCUUUUUUCCUUUGUAAGAUAAAAGAUGUGUAGUUUGAUAUUACUGGUGUAGAGAAAUUAUCUGAUUGGAAAUUGAAUUAUUAGCUCUCAAGGAACAUUCAAUUCUGUAAUUUGAUCAUGGAAAUGUACAUGUCAAAACAAACCAUUUUGGUUAUACUACACUUCUCUCUUGUGUUUGCAUUUAAUAAAUUACUGUUUCUAUGUAA
Molecule: messenger RNA, 1589 nt
Organism: Penaeus monodon (black tiger shrimp)
Lineage: Eukaryota; Metazoa; Arthropoda; Malacostraca; Decapoda; Penaeidae
Gene: Josd
Product: josephin-1-like
Biological process (GO): protein deubiquitination
Molecular function (GO): cysteine-type deubiquitinase activity
Source: RefSeq, a predicted model, not a curated record